UAUUUUGAUUAAGAAAACAUAUUUGGUUUAUGUUUUGUUAUGUGUGUUUUUGGAUUUUUGAUAUUGAAAUAAUUGAUUAUGACACCUUUUCUUGAUAGAAACAAAAAUUAUAGAUAAAGAAAAUAAUUUAUGUAUAUAUUACGUAAUGUCUGCAUGCACGCUAUCUUCUAGAUUACUUGCGCUGAAAUAUGUAUUGUCAUUGUUGUAUUUUUAUGGGGAUUUAGUAUUUGCUUUAUUAAGCAAAUUGUAUAACACAUUUCUAUGUUGGUAAAUUUUCUUUACUUAAAACUUGCUAUUUUACUCUUAAUAAUGACAUAUUGUUGUGGCAUUAAAAUGGAUGUAACAUGUUUAAGACUGCGAGUUUAUAAAUUCUAUGCUUCAUGAUAUGAGGUGAAAUUUUUUUGGAGGUUAAGCAUGCAGAUGUUUGUUUGUAUAGUAUAAUAGGAUGAUCCCUUUAUGUGUUUUUGAAGAAAAAAAUCCGACUUUAGACUUUCGAUUUUACUCUUUAGUAAUGACAUGUUGCAGCAUAGAAAUGUCAUGUUUAAGAUCACAAGUUUUCUGUAUCGUGAUAUGGAUUAAGCGGAGAAUUUGGAAGUAUUAUGCAGCUGUUUGUUUAUACAUGAAGAUUCACUAGUUUCAGUGGAAAAAUUGGAAGUGAGAAUUAUGAUUCUUGAUUUUUGUACAAACAAGAUGAAGACAGAGGAAUGAAAAACUGCAAGAAUCAAUCGUUCCCUCGGUUUCAGUUUGUUUGUCUGGUUUUGACUUGAAAAUGAAAUCCAAGAAAGUAAAAGAACAAUUUUUGAAUCUUACAGUCUUAAACUAAAUGUUUAAAGAUGUGUAGAAUGUAUCGAGAUGUCUUUUAAUCUUGUUGUCCGAUCUUAAACAUGUCAUGUGAAAAAAUUUAGAAUUAAAGAAUUUCCAGAGUUGUUACGUAGAAUUACAUGUUGUUGUAUGUUGAUUUUACUUGAUAGUGCAAAAGUUUAUGCAUUAUCAGUACGUAGAACUUAAACUCAUACGAGAAAUUUGACGGUCUACAUGUAUCAUUGAUCUCUUUCAGGCUUCAAGUGCCUAUGAUCAAGUUCUUCUACAACAUGUGUAAGGGUGCUUGUUUCUUGAAUGUCCGGUUGUGCUGUUGUUUAUUAGCUCUCGUUUUGGCGAAGACUUAAAGCUUUGUUGGCGUAUUCCUAAUCGAAUGGGAAGUGUUUGUUCAUCAAAGAGAGAUGCACAUGAUGAUGAUAACAUCAUUAGAAGAGGUUUCUCAAGUAGACGGUUUAAAGUUGGGAGAUCGAGUUGUUUAGAGUCGUUCCUUCUUGGGCGUGGCGUAGAUUGUCCUCUGGGAAGAAACAACUGUCCGUCCCUCAUGGAAUUAUGCGUUCAUAGAAUACGUAAGGAUCUUGACAAAUACAAGUCAUUCUCAAUGCUGCCAAGGGACAUAAGCCAGUUGAUAUUCAACAAUCUGGUCUAUUCCAAUCGCCUUUCAGAUGACAAUAUAGAAGCAUUUAGAGAUUGUGCACUCCACGAUAUGUGGACAGGAGAAUAUAAAGGUGUUAAACAUAAUUGGAUGGAUGUGUUUUCUUCACAAGGAUCAUCUUUACUGUCUGUAUGUAUCUUUGGUUCUAAGGUUACUGAUUUCGGAUUCUGUCUGUUGAAAAAAUGCCCGAAUCUCCAAGCGUUAUCCUUCGAUUGCUGUGACCGUAUUUCUGAACAGAGGAUAAAGGAACUCAGUGGUUUCUCGAAUUUGACUUAUUUGAGUUUUACAAAAUGUGUUUCGGUUACUGCUGAAGCAAUGGAAUCUUUAUCCAGCUUAGAUAAAUUAGUUAAGUUGGAUUUCGAGAGGUGUCCUCAAAUUCAUGGAGGAUUUGUUCAUCUUCAAGGUUUACCGAAACUUGAAUCUCUCAGCAUAAGAUGUUGUCAAUGCAUAAUGGAUUCAGACAUGCAGCCUUUGGCAGGGAUCGCGAGUUUGAAGGAUCUUGAGAUCGUGUGUCUCUACAUAACAGAUUAUGGAGUGUCUUAUCUGAGAGGUUUGAACAAACUUCUUGUACUAAAUAUCGAAGGAUCUCAUGUUACUACGUCAUGUUUGGAUACUAUAUCAGAGCUUCCUUCACUGCAAUCGUUGAAUCUAAAUAGAUGUUGUCUGAGAGAUGAUGGAUGUGAAAAGUUUUCGGAACUCAGCGAGUUGAAGGUAUUGAAUUUGGGAUUUAACCACAUUACAGAUGAAUGUUUGGUCCAUUUGAAAGGUCUGACAAAAUUGGAAGGCUUGGACUUCGACUCAUGUAGGAUUACAGAUGACGGAUUGGCUCAUUUAUCUGGUUUGAAAAACUUGGAAGAUCUCAACCUCAAAUUCACCUUAGUGACGGACGAUGGUUUGAAAAUGCUAUCCGGAUUAGCAGGUCUCAAGUCACUCAAUCUGGACGUUCGCCAAAUUGCAGACUCAGGGCUUGCAUUUCUCACAGGUUUAACUGGUUUGACUCACCUGGAUCUCUUUGGAGCUCACAUAACUGAUUCCGGGACAAAGUACCUCACAUAUUUCAGAAAUCUGCAAUCACUUGACCUUUGUGGUGGCACGUUAACGGAUACUGGAGUCGAAAAUAUAAAGGAUCUUUCUUACUUGAUGUUUUUGAACCUAUCACAGAACCGGAACUUGACCGAUAAGACCUUGGAGCUUCUUUCAGGAAUGAAAUUAUUGGUGUAUUUGAAUGUGUCAAAUUCUUGUAUCACCAAUGAUGGGUUGAAAUAUUUGAAGCCUUUGAAGAAUUUACACACAUUGGAUUUAGAAUAUUGCAAUGUGACAUCAUUUGAGAUUAAGAAACUACAAGACAAUGUCCUCCUAAAUCUUGUGAGAUAUAGGCCUAAUUAAGGUACUUAAGAGGUCGUUUCGUUCGCGGAUUAAGUUAUUUCAAAAAUAUACUUUUGAGAUUAUAUUUCUUGAACUAAUUUAUCCGACCUUGUUCUGUACAUCAAAUGACUCCUAGGGUUCUCAUGUAAUAUAUAGUAAAAGCAUAACAUAUAAAUAUGA
Messenger RNA from Solanum lycopersicum (tomato), 3016 nucleotides. RefSeq lists its product as uncharacterized. The record is from RefSeq and is a predicted model, not a curated record. Gene Ontology annotation, molecular function: protein binding. Lineage: Eukaryota; Viridiplantae; Streptophyta; Magnoliopsida; Solanales; Solanaceae.